AAAAUUUUUUUUGUAAUCGUGAUGAGUAAAGAAUAGGAAAGCGUGCAUUAAUUAAUACGGAGUACCUUUCUUGAUGAAACAGUUCCCUGAUUCUGUCUUCUCCAAAACCUAAUGGGUGGAUGAAGAAUUGAAGAAGAUUCAGUAUCUUCUGGGAGGAUCACAAUUCACAGCGAUAAACGUGGACCGGCGCGUAGGAGAAGCACGUGCAUUUUCCCUCCAUCAACCGUCGCUUUCAUCGAUCAUCAAUCGCCUUCCCCACAAGCCAAGUAUAGCAAUUAUAUCGGAAAUCGGAAAGGAAGCUAACGCCGCUGACUUAUCCUCUCUCCUCUUUUAAACCCUAGCAAGGCAUACAGCUUCCAAUCAAAACGUUUUUGUUUCACCAAUCACAAAACCGGAAGGGGAAAAGAAUCAUUCAAAAGAUUGCACAUACAUCAAGUGAUGUUAUGUAAUGCCAAUUUUUGAAUGAAGUGACGGAAUCCUCGACCUAUAUAAGGAUUUGUUAAGCUUUUGUUGAUAAUCAUUUUAAUGGACGGAGAGAUGGGAGACGAAUCGGCUGAAUCGUACUCACACCCGACACAAAGGUCGAAUGCAAAGAUUAUGAGCAGUAAAAAUAAGUUACCGAGAAGUUAUUUAGUUGCUACGGCCUCUCAGCACUUCACAGCAAAGGCUCUGAACUGUAUUACAUCGGUGAAGAAAUGUGUGCAUUCUAGUGGAGCUGUGGGUAAUGUUGUUGAGUUUUUAAUUACCACUGCUGCACUUGAAAUUGUGAGGAGGUUCUCCACGUCAAAGUGUCCUCUCAUUUGGCGUGGUCUUCAGGCAUUACAAGUUAUAUGUUAUCCACCAUUUAAGUGGUUGCAGAGAUGGUUUCCUUUCAAGCCUCUGGCCAAAGAAAUGCGGAAAAUCUCUGGGCCGAUGUUGUGUCUUUCAAUCGCAACAGUUUUCUCCGAUGACUCUACACCAGAAGAAGACCCAUCAUACAAUUCUAAUGUUUCUCAAACACCUGAAUCUCAAGGACCAGAUGCUUGCCAAUCUGAAAGGUGGUUGCUUGACCUACAUAACAAGCUCACAAUGGAAGAUAUUACUCUACCAGAAAGGCUUAAUGACGAUGAAAUCCGUCGCUUUUAUGCUUCUACGAAAGGUGAUUUUCAGAGGACACUGUCAUUGGUCAAGAAGACAGUUCAGUGGAGGCAGAGUUUCACUUUUCUAUCACCACAAGAGCUACAGGCAUGGUCUCAUUUGGUCUUCUGGCAUGGAUAUGAUUUAAAGAAACGUCCUUGUCUUAUCAUUCGACUGGGACUUGCUUGCUCCAACCUCAGAGGCAGUGAGAGAGACUUUUUUGCAAAAGUAAUUGUUUCCCAGAUAGAACAUGGUGUUGUGAGCUUGAUUGAUGAUGAGCAUCCUCAGGUUGUGGUGUUAAUGGACUGUGAAGGAUUGUCGCCUUUUGGAUUCCCUGUACAGAUGAUGAGAUCUUGUGCUACACUUCUGCAAGACCAUUACCCAAACUGUCUUGGUUUGUUGAUUGUUGUACGGAUCCCUCAUGUUGCUCAAGUGGUAAUGCAGACCUUAUUCCAGGUUCUGAGACCAUCCACGAGGCAGAAAGUAAUGAUCUUAGGAAGGAACUAUCAAGAUUAUCUCUCAAACAACCUGGAUUCAGUCCCUUCCUUCCUUGGUGGGAAUUGCUCAUGCUCAAAAUGUUCACCUCAUAGCAAUACAAUCGAAGAAGAAGAAGAAAUGCCUUUGGCACUUUCCACCGCGCAUCAAACAAAUGACAACACCCCCGAAAUUCAUCAUCAUUCCCUUUCAAUUAUAAAUCCUACGAAGAAACCGUUGGUAAAGAUUAUUGUCACUGGAGUAGUUAUGGUGUGGAUCUUAUUUGCCAUCAUUUUGGGAACUCACUAUUCAAGAUGGGUACCUCCUCUCUACCGGAGAAGCCAUUCAUAAGCAUAUUCUUUAUUAGGUUUCAAUAUUCUUCUCUAUGGGCAGCAGAAUAGGUUUAUAUUGUCUUCGCUAACAGCUUCAAACUAUUGCCAGCUAAAUAUAACUUUCACUCUUCAG
This is a messenger RNA of Ipomoea nil (Japanese morning glory), 2055 nucleotides long. RefSeq names its product SEC14-like protein 2. Bases 526 to 1941 code for a protein of 471 amino acids. The record is from RefSeq and is a predicted model, not a curated record. Lineage: Eukaryota; Viridiplantae; Streptophyta; Magnoliopsida; Solanales; Convolvulaceae. The transcript has 6 exons.